Molecule: messenger RNA, 1959 nt
Organism: Medicago truncatula (barrel medic)
Lineage: Eukaryota; Viridiplantae; Streptophyta; Magnoliopsida; Fabales; Fabaceae
Product: protein NRT1/ PTR FAMILY 5.2
Exons: 4
Coding region: 30-1820 (596 amino acids)
Biological process (GO): transmembrane transport; dipeptide transport
Cellular component (GO): membrane
Molecular function (GO): tripeptide transmembrane transporter activity; dipeptide transmembrane transporter activity
Source: RefSeq, a predicted model, not a curated record
GAAACAGCACAUAAUUAUUCUCAAACAUCAUGACAAUGUUAGGAGAAAAUGGAAAAGAAGAUUAUACUGAAGAUGGGACAGUGGACCUUAAAGGUAGACCAGUUUUAAGAUCAAAUACAGGAAGAUGGAGAGCUUGUUCCUUCAUAGUAGGGUAUGAAAUGAUUGAAAGGAUGGCAUACUAUGGGAUAGCAUCAAAUCUAGUGUUGUAUCUAACAAAGAAGCUCCAUGAGGGUACUGUCAAAUCUUCAAACCAUGUCACCAAUUGGGUCGGUACAGUUUGGAUCAUGCCAGCUAUUGGAGCUUACAUAGCUGAUGCUUAUCUCGGUCGAUAUUGGACCUUUGUUAUAUCAUCAGGCAUUUACUUUCUGGGUAUGUGUUUAUUAACUCUAACAGUAUCACUACCAAUGUUGAGACCACCAGCAUGUGCUCAAGGGAUAGCAGACAAGGAUUGCCAAAAAGCUUCAUCGCUACAAAUUGGUAUUUUCUUCUUUGCUUUGUACAUCAUUGCAGCAGGCACAGGGGGAACUAAGCCCAACAUUUCCACCAUUGGAGCAGACCAAUUUGAUGAGUUUGAGCCUAAAGAGAGGUCCCAAAAACUUUCAUUCUACAAUUGGUGGGUGUUUUACAUUUUAAUUGGAACCAUUUCAGCUCAAACAAUAUUGGUUUACAUACAAGACAAUGUUGGUUUUGCCCUUGGCUAUGGGAUUCCAACCAUAUUGCUUGUUGUUUCCAUAUUGGUGUUUGUGUUAGGUACUCCACUUUAUAGGCAUAGAUUACCUUCUGGAAGUCCUUUAACUAGAAUGGUUCAAGUCUUUGUUGCUGCUAUGAGAAAGUGGAAGUUAAAUGUCCCAAUUGAUUCAAAAGAGCUACAUGAGGUGAGCAUUGAAGAGUAUACUAGUAAAGGAAGGUAUAGAAUUAAUCACAGUUCUUCACUAAGAUUCCUUGACAAAGCUGCUGUGAAGACUGGCCAAACUUCACCAUGGAUGCUUUGUACUGUGACACAAAUUGAAGAAACCAAACAAAUGACAAAAAUGUUACCUGUAUUGAUUACAACAUGUAUUCCAAGCACCAUUAUAUCUCAAACAACCACGCUCUUCAUCAGACAAGGCACAACUCUAGAUAGGGGAAUGGGAGCUCAUUUUGAAAUACCUCCAGCAUGUCUCAUAGCAUUUGUAAAUAUCUUCAUGCUGAUAAGUGUUGUAAUCUACGAUCGAGUCUUUGUUCCAGUAAUCCGACGCUACACGAAGAAUCCUAGAGGGAUCACAAUGCUACAGAGACUAGGAAUUGGCCUUGUGAUGCACGUCAUUGUAAUGAUUGUUGCAUGCCUUAUCGAGAGAAAGAGACUCAGUGUUGCAAGAGAAAACAAUCUUUUAGGCCCGCUCGAUACAAUACCACUUACUAUUUUCAUUCUCGUCCCUCAAUUCGCUUUGAUGGGGAUUGCUGAUACGUUUGUGGAUAUUGCUAAGCUAGAGUUUUUUUACGAUCAAGCGCCAGAAUCCAUGAAAAGUCUUGGAACAUCAUACGCCACAACAACUUUGAGCAUUGGGAAUUUUUUGAGUACUUUUCUUCUAUCAAUUGUUGCUGAUCUCACAAGUAAAAAUGGUCAUAAGGGUUGGAUUUUGAAUAAUCUAAAUGUCUCGCGUAUAGAUUAUUAUUAUGCAUUUUUGGCCUUGUUGAGUGCUGUCAAUUUCAUUUGCUUCUUUGUUAUUGCCAAAUUCUUUGUAUAUAAUGAUGAUGUAACACGGACCAAGAUGGACUUAGAGAUGAACCCUAAUUCAUCUAAACAUAAGGCUGAAAUAAGUCAAGUAUCUUACAACUAGAUGCCAAAUCCUAGAGAAAACCCUAUAAGGUUUCUCUGUUCUUGUAAAGAGCCUAUUGAAAAUGCAAAUAAAGGUUCACCUCAGUGUCCAUAUCUGUGACUUGUGGGGCAACUCAUUAACUAUGCACUCAACAUAAUUA